CGCCGAGCGCCCGCCGCGGUCGUCGGUGGCGCAGCCGCGGGCGCCGGGCGACGCGCGGCCCCCGCAGGAGCAGCCGACGUCGACGCUGCACUCGGCGGGCAGGCAGCUGCUGGGCGACGCCCUGGACCCAGGCCAUCUGGACGACGACGCCCGGGGGUACCCCUCCGUCGGCUCCGCAGGCCACCCCACCGAGUGCCACCCCUGCGCCUUCUUCUGGAAGCCGAAGGGCUGCUCGCUGGCCGUGGACUGCGACUUCUGCCACCUGUGCCCCGCGGACGAGAAGAAGCGGAGGCAGAAGGCCAAGAUCGACGCCAUCCGUGCCUCGCAGGGGGCGCCCAGCUGAUGUCGGCGGGCCAUGCCGCAGGCGAUCGGCUGCAUUCGCGGCAUUGCGUGGCUUAA
Messenger RNA from Prorocentrum cordatum, 399 nucleotides. The record is from the annotation of a GenBank genome assembly. NCBI's taxonomy places the organism in Eukaryota, Dinophyceae, Prorocentrales, Prorocentraceae.